AUGGCCGAGCCAGCAUCGGCGCCGUCGGACGGCCUCUCGUCUGCACUCACGACGGGCCGCGCGCUCAUCCUCCUGCAGCUUCUCAGCCGGCUGCUGACGUUUGCGCUCAACCAAGGUCUGGUGCGUCUCGCCCCUCCGGCCGUGUUUGGAACGGCAGCGAUCCAGUUCGACCUCGUCGCGGCCACCGUCUUGUUCCUUUCGCGCGAAGGCGUCCGCAACGCACUCUUGAGGCGGAAGGGCGAUGAUGAUAAUGAUGUGAAUUCCGGGUUCUCGACCCAAGACGCUGCCCUCGCUACUCUCCCGUUCAAGCUCGGGUGCGGCGUCGCCGUCGCCGUGCUGGCACUGUACCUCUCCACGUCGUCGGCGGAAACGACAUCCCAGCCCUAUUUCCACGUCGCGCUCAGACUGUACGUUUAUGGUGCGCUCGCGGAACUCGCCAUUGAGCCGCUGUAUGUGCGGGCUCUGCGCGAGAGCCCGCCGCGUAUCCGCGUGCGCGUCCAGGCCGAGGGAGGCAUGGCGAUCGUGCGCGCCGUCGUCACGUUUGCCUGCCUUGUCCUGGAUCCCAGCGGCCAGCGCGCGCUGCUCGGGUUUGCAAUUGGUCAUUCGGCCGGCGCUUCUUGGCUCGCGGCGCGGUACGUGUACGAGUACGGCGGGCUCAAGGUGCUCCCCUCGCUCUUUUUCCCCAAGACCAACGACCAGACGACCAAGCGCGAAGAAACGGGUGCGGCCAGCACCCGAGCCCUCGCCAUCGCCAACACCCGCCAGAGCGUCGUCAAGCACGUCCUCACGGAAGCGGACCGCCUCGCUGUGGGCCGCAUCUCGCCCCUUGGUGACCAAGGCGGUUAUGCCGUGGCGAUGAACUAUGGUUCGCUCGUUGCCCGUAUCAUCUUCCAGCCUAUCGAGGAGACGCUCCUGCUCCACUGGUCGCGAGCGCUCGACUCGCCCUCGACGCUGCCGCUGCUCACACUCGCGCUCCGCCUGUCGCUGCACCUGUUGCUGCUCCUCCCCGUCUUCUUGCCCCCGCUCCUCCCAAUCGUCCUCCCCGUCCUCCUGCCACGGCGGUACGUGACCGAGACGGACGCGGCGUCGACGCUGCAGACGUACCUCGUGUGCUACCUGCCUGUGCUGAGUUUCAACGGUAUCCUUGAAGCAUUCCACGCCGCCAGUGCCACGCCCGAGCAGGUCGCCCGCCAGGCCUGGUUCAUGAUUGCGAGCUCGGUAGCGUUUGCGUGGAGCCUCGUGGUGUUCACGGGCGUGUACGCGGGCUGGUUCAUGGGCUAUGGCCGCACCGCCGGCGGCGUCACCAGGUCGCCACCACCAGGCCUCCUGACCUCAAUCUUCCACUGCACGACCGAGCAAGCACUCAUCUACUCGUCGUGUGUCGCCAUGUCGACGCGCAUCGCGUAUGCGUGGCCCCACGCGCAAGGUUUCUUUCGCAAGCGAGGCACGCCCUUGACCUUUGCCGCGAUUGUGCCAAAAGCACGCGUCCGGUAUGUCGUGGCAGUCACAGGCGCCGGCCUGUGGGUUCUCGCAUACAGGCUGGGCACCAGUCUGCGCGACCAGGCCAUCCUGCUGGCCGUCGGUGCGGUGGCGGGUAUUCUUGUCCUCUACACAAUCUACACGGCUGAACAUGACCAAUUCAGCGCCAUUGGAGCUAGUCUGGGACGCCAUGAGCGGGAGCCAGAGCCCCAGACCCAGCCCAAGCCCAAGUCUGAGUGA
Molecule: messenger RNA, 1719 nt
Organism: Apiotrichum porosum
Lineage: Eukaryota; Fungi; Basidiomycota; Tremellomycetes; Trichosporonales; Trichosporonaceae
Gene: RFT1
Product: Oligosaccharide translocation protein rft1
Exons: 3
Coding region: 1-1719 (572 amino acids)
Biological process (GO): dolichol-linked oligosaccharide biosynthetic process; glycolipid translocation
Cellular component (GO): endoplasmic reticulum membrane
Source: RefSeq, a predicted model, not a curated record